ACCAGCCACACCGAGCUAAGAACGUUCCACACACACACACACUCUUAAAAAAAAACACAAUCUAUUCAUCCAUCUGAAACCAAUUAGCUCAGCUAGCUAGGUUGUUGAUCUUAUCAAUGGCGGCGGCGGCGGCUAAAAAUGCACUAUUGAGUUACCUGCGUAUUAACGUAACACCGUCAUCAUCAUUUCAAAACCCUAGAUUAAUCGGCGGCGGAUUAACUCAGAUUUUCCGCCGUCAUUUCUCAGAGGAAGUUAGGGGUACUUUCCUUGAUAAAUCUGAAGUCACUGAUCGAGUUGUCACUUGCGUCAAAAACUUCCAGAAAGUCGAUCCUUCCAAGGUUACACCAGCUGCCCAUUUCCAAAACGAUCUUGGUUUAGACAGUUUAGAUACAGUUGAGAUUGUGAUGGCACUUGAAGAAGAGUUUGGGUUUGAGAUUCCUGACAACGAGGCAGACAAAAUUAACACCGUUAACCUUGCCGUUGACUUCAUUGCAUCUCAUCCCCAGGCUAAAUAAGGAGACGAUCUACUAUUUUGUUUGUUUGAAUUCAAACUGCAUAGUAUGUGCAUCAGGAGACUAUUUCCUCUGUGGCUUAUUGCUGUUAUCUUUCUUUAUGUCACUCUGCACUCACCCUUUCAUCAUGUCAUGUGCUGCUUCAUAGUUUAGAUAUUGGAUCAUUUUGUGGCUUUGAGAACGGUUUUGCAUAAUUCCAGGUAAUGGGAUAUUACUUUACUGUUACUUGGACAUUACUUUGCAGAUGCAUGUUGGUUAAAUAAAUGUUGUAUCUUCAUGCUUGAAUACA
Molecule: messenger RNA, 801 nt
Organism: Erigeron canadensis
Lineage: Eukaryota; Viridiplantae; Streptophyta; Magnoliopsida; Asterales; Asteraceae
Product: acyl carrier protein 2, mitochondrial
Exons: 2
Coding region: 117-515 (132 amino acids)
Biological process (GO): fatty acid biosynthetic process
Cellular component (GO): mitochondrion
Molecular function (GO): acyl binding; acyl carrier activity
Source: RefSeq, a predicted model, not a curated record